AUGGCGGCGCCCGCCUCCCCCUCAGCGCCGGCCCCGGGCGAGCCCCGCGCCGCAGCCCAAUCAGGAGCGAGAACGGCUCUGAUUGACAGGUGGGCGCGCCGGCGGCCCCCCGGGGAGGAAGCGCCUCCGCCAAUCACAUCGGGGGAGGGCCUCCGGGCCGGCCAAUGGGAGUGGCGGGCGGGCCGCGCCUCUGGGCGAGCUCCACCAAUGGAAAGCUUCGUGGGCGGGCCCUCGCAGCAGAGGGGCCCAAUGGGAGGCGGGCGCGGCGCGCGUGCGCAGUUGGCGCUCGGGCGAGCGGUGCGGCGGCGCCGGGCGGAGGCGGAGGCGGCGAUGGAGCCGGGAUACGGCGCCUCCUAUCCCGUUUUUCCGGCCCAAACCCCUCGGCUCGGGCUGGGGAGGGCCGGGAAGGGCUGCAGGGAAGCGAUUCCAGGCCCUGACCUCUCUCCCUCUCCCCCCCGCAGCUCCUUCCGCUUCGAGUCGUUCGACUCGUACGACUCCCGCUCGUCGCUGGGCGAGCGGGACCUUUACCGGGCCGGCUACUCCGACUACGGCGACGCCGCCGAGCGCGGAGACUCCUUCGGCACCGCCGGCGCCGGCUCCGGCGGCGGCCACUUCGACUCCCGGCGGGAGCAGCCGCGGAGCCGCGGGAACGGCUUCGGGCUCCUGCGGGGCCGGGGGCAGAACCGCGCCCAGAGCCGGGGCCGCCUCGGCGCCUUCGGCCGCCCCGAGGGAUUCCCGCCCUCCUCCAGCUCGGAGCGCCUGUCGGCCCGUUGGAACGAGCUCAACUACCUGGGGGCCGCGCGCGGGAUGGGCGGCGCCGGAGCCAACCGGCUGCCCUCCCUCUUCUCCCAAGCCCUGGUGCCCGAGUACGGUGACUACGGCGACUACGGCGACUACGGGGACUACGGGGACUACGGAGACUACGGGGAUUACGGGGACUACGGAGACUACGGAGACUACGGAAUGAUGGGCAUGGGAAUGGGGCGCUAUGGGAACGCGCCCUACGGGAUGGGCCGGCAGCGCAACAGGGACAGGAUGGGAGCGGCCCCCUGGCACGGGAACACCCUCGCCCCCAAGAGAAGAGGCUUCCGGAGCCGCUCCGGAGGCCGCUCCGACGGGGAAGGGGGUCGGAAGCGGAAACAAUCCCAGAGCGGGGACGAUCCCGAGGCCAAACAGCCCCGGACCGACAGCGAGGGCGACGACUCCGACAAUGCGGACGAGGGAGAAGGAGAGGAAAAAUCCGGGGAUGAAGGUGACAAAGCAUCCGGGGACGGUGGCGAGGACGACGACGAGGAGGUGAAGAAGAAGAGGGAGAAGCAGCGGAGAAGGGAUCGGAUGCGGGAUCGGGCCAUGGACAGGAUCCAGUUCGCCUGUUCCGUCUGCAAAUUCCGGAGUUUUGAGGAGGAGGAGAUCCAGAAGCACCUCCAGAGCAAAUUCCACAAGGAGACCCUUCGCUACAUCGGCACCAAACUGCCCGACAAGACCGUGGAGUUCCUGCAGGAAUACAUCGUCAACAGGAACAAGAAGAUCGAGAAGCGGCGGCAGGAGCUGACGGACAAGGAGGGAACCAAACAGAAACCGGAUCCGUUCAAGGGGAUCGGCCAGGAGCACUUCUUCAAGAGGAUCGAGGCAGCUCAUUGCAUGGCCUGUGACAUGUUGAUCCCGGCCCAGAACCACCUUCUCCAGAGGCACCUGCGAUCCGCCGACCACAACCGGAACCGCAGGAUGGCUGCCGAGCAGUUCAAGAAGACCAGUUUACACGUGGCCAAGAGUGUCCUGAACAACAAACACAUCGUCAAGAUGCUGGAAAAAUACCUCAAGGCGAAGAGGAAAAGAAGCGCCUUUGGCUCCUUGUUGUUCCCUGGGAAUGCGGGAACAGCCCCGGAUCCGGCAGGAGGCCCCGUGCCUGCAGGCAGGGGCAGCAGGUGCCCGCGUGUCCCCCCAGCCCGGGGCAGCGGCCGAGCCCCUUCCCGGCGCACGGCUCGGCUUCGGCCCCACCCCGGCCGGAGCCGGACCCCAAAAACAGGGAAAAACUGCGACUCCAACCUCUGGGGCCAGGGAAAAGGGAUGUUGAGUGCGGAGUUGGCCAGGUAGGAUGGCCCUGUCCUGUUAUCCUGGCA
Molecule: messenger RNA, 2120 nt
Organism: Pipra filicauda (Wire-tailed manakin)
Lineage: Eukaryota; Metazoa; Chordata; Aves; Passeriformes; Pipridae
Gene: AKAP8
Product: A-kinase anchoring protein 8
Exons: 10
Coding region: 1-2094 (697 amino acids)
Cellular component (GO): nucleus; nuclear matrix
Molecular function (GO): protein kinase A regulatory subunit binding; DNA binding
Source: RefSeq, a predicted model, not a curated record